GUGCUUUAAAAUGAGCGAAUAGGGUUUAGGGUUUUGCGUGAUGCUUAAAUUGUAGAGAGGGUUUAGCCUGAACCGUUUCUGUCUGGUGGCCUCUCCAUAUCAUAUGACAUCAAUGGCGACGAACCUCACAGGGAACAAAGAAGUGAACGAUGCAGAGGUAGAGAGCGAAGUAGAAGAAGAGGAAGAAGAAGAACAAGAGUGGGGAGAUUGGAACGCAAACGACGAAGAAGAAGCAGAAGAUGAUUUAUACUCGGAUUUACUCUGUUUGUUCUGCGAUUCCAACUACAGUUCGAUCGACGCACUCUUCCAGCACUGUACAUGUACCCACCACUUCGAUUUUCAUGCUAUUCGCAAAACCCUGCGCUUGGAUUUCUAUGGUUCCUUCAAGCUCAUCAAUUACGUCAGGUCUCAGGUAGCAGAAAACAGAUGUUGGAGUUGUGGGCUUACCUGUCAGUCAAAGCAAGAUUUACAGAAUCAUUUACAUGAAACAUUUAGUUUCAAAGAAGUUGUGCUUCCUUGGGGUGAGGAAAAAUAUCUAAAACCCUUCAUGCAAGAGGAUCCACUUUUAUACAGCUUCGGUGAAGAUUGUGAAGUUGAAGACGAGGAUACUGCAUCCGUUGAAAAUAUCAAGGAUCAGAUUAAUUUUGAAAGGAUUUAUAUUGAUGAUGAUGAUGCGCUAGGAGGACAUCUAUAUGAAUUUAACACUUCUUUUGAGAAUGGAGAAAAGGAGAUUGCCUCUACUUCCAAUAGUUGUUUAAACAUGACAAAUCCUUCUCAGGAGGUGAAAGUCAAUGGUGUUGACAUAGAAGAAUCUGAUUGUUCUUCUGAUAGAAAGUCAAAAGAUAAGAAUUUGAGAGUUUGUUUUGCAAAGGUUGUGGCAAAUGAAAUCAAGAAGGUGGAUAAGAAUUAUUUUGGGUCGUACAGUUCAUUUGGGAUCCAUAGGGAGAUGCUAAGUGAUAAGGUAAGAACCGAUGCUUAUAGACAUGCCAUCAUGAAUAAUCCUUCUCUUCUGAGUGAUGCUGCUGUUCUGGAUGUGGGAUGUGGGACUGGUAUACUAAGUCUCUUUGCUGCCCAAGCAGGAGCUUCAAGUGUAAUUGCAGUUGAAGCCAGUGACAAGAUGGCUGCGGUGGCAACUCAGAUUGCGAAAGAUAAUGGCCUUUUGUGGAGUGGAAGCUCAAAUGAAGGAAUCAGUAAUGGGGUAAUAAGAGUAGUCCAGGGUAUGGUUGAAGAGCUUGAUAAUUCCACACAUAUUCAACCCCACAGUAUUGAUGUAUUACUGAGUGAAUGGAUGGGUUAUUGCCUACUUUAUGAGUCAAUGCUUAGCUCUGUGCUCUUUGCACGGGAUCGAUGGUUGAAGCCUGGUGGUGCCAUUCUCCCGGACACAGCUACUAUGUUUGUUGCUGGAUUUGGAAGAGGUGGUACAAGUAUUCCAUUUUGGGAAAAUGUGUAUGGUUUCAAUAUGUCUUGCAUUGGCAAGGAACUUGUUGAAGAUGCUGCUCAGGUUCCUAUAGUUGAUGUUGUUGAUGGUUGUGACAUAGUAACAAAUACUGUGGUUCUCCAGUCAUUUGAUUUACUGAAGAUGACGCCUGAUGAAAUGGAUUUCACUUCAAGGAUCGAGUUGGAACCACAGUUAGAUAAUCCGACAAACUAUUCCACAGAUUUAAUAUGUAAAACAACUUGGUGUUAUGGAGUUGUCUUGUGGUUUGAGACUGGCUUUACUGGGAGGUUUUGCAAGGAAAAAUCAAUUGUUUUGUCCACAUCCCCGUAUGCUCCCCAAACGCAUUGGUUACAAACAAUUCUCACCUUCAGGGAACCAAUUGCAAUUUCUUUGGGAAAGCCUGAUGCUGACAGAUUGGCAGAAGUUGGUACUGAGGCGUGCCCUGCUAUGAAAAUGCAGGCACGCAUCAGCAUUGUUCGUGCUUCUCAGCAUCGCAGUGUCGACAUCUCCUUGGAGAUUGCAGGGAUUGGGCCUGAUGCCCGAAAGCGUAGUUGGCCGGUGCAAAUAUUUAAUUUAUCUUAGGACUUUCCAGCUGAGCUGUCAUUUUCCAUGUUUCAGUAGCAAAGGAUGGAACCUGCAGAGUUGAAUUUGCACCUGUUGUGACUUGUUGGUCCGAAGCAAUGUCUUGCAUGAAGCCAACCCUAUUAGAAAGAGAUCUCCUUUAUAUUUGCAGGGUACUAAAAUGGAAAUUUGAUUGGAUGUGGGGGUAUCCAAUCUCACUACUGAUAUGUCCACCAGAUUCCUGGUCUUGGGUUGAGGAAAUUUUUGGUUCAGCUCUCGUUGGUCUGUGAAGUGCCUUGAGAAUGUAAGUUUAAAUUCUCUUUCAAGUUUUGGGCCACGUUGACACAUUUGUUUUCAUCUUUUACAGAGGUCAAUGUAGUUUGCUAGUAUGUAUCCUAAUAUUUAACUAUCUGCAAUAAAUUCGGAUUUCAAAGUGUUCUCCUUUUAAUA
This is a messenger RNA of Camellia sinensis, 2449 nucleotides long. RefSeq names its product protein arginine methyltransferase 3 (gene PRMT3). Gene Ontology annotation, biological process: peptidyl-arginine methylation, to asymmetrical-dimethyl arginine; chromatin remodeling. NCBI's taxonomy places the organism in Eukaryota, Viridiplantae, Streptophyta, Magnoliopsida, Ericales, Theaceae. The record is from RefSeq and is a predicted model, not a curated record. Gene Ontology annotation, cellular component: nucleus. Gene Ontology annotation, molecular function: histone methyltransferase activity; protein-arginine N-methyltransferase activity.